Molecule: messenger RNA, 4177 nt
Organism: Melozone crissalis (California towhee)
Lineage: Eukaryota; Metazoa; Chordata; Aves; Passeriformes; Passerellidae
Gene: HR
Product: HR lysine demethylase and nuclear receptor corepressor
Exons: 20
Coding region: 1-4110 (1369 amino acids)
Biological process (GO): regulation of transcription by RNA polymerase II
Cellular component (GO): histone deacetylase complex; chromatin
Molecular function (GO): transcription coregulator activity; chromatin DNA binding; histone H3K9 demethylase activity
Source: RefSeq, a predicted model, not a curated record
AUGGAUCAAAAACUGCAGGAGGAGAGGAACAUCCCCAGGGCCGCCCGGGCGGCUUUCUGCCUCCUGCAGAUCCCGGAGCCGGACCCCUUCAGCCUCCUCACCUGCGUGUGGCCCGGGUCCCGGCGGAGCGCUAAUCCUACAAAUCCCCCCCGGCAUUUCUCCCAGGAGGGGUCCCUGCGAGCGCGGAGCUCCCCCCUGGCUGGGAGCCCUGCUGGGAAGCGCACCCAGCCCUGCCCGGGGGCGAAUGCCUGCGCAGGGCACGGCCUCCCCACGCUGGGUGCCAGGGUGCCAGCGGCCGGGCACGGCGCCAGCCUGGGCAAGGAGGGACCGGCGGUGGGCGCGGGGAGCCGCCAGCCCCGCCGCGACGGGACGGGAUGCGACGGCGACACCCGGCCCGGACACGGGGCCGCUCGGAUCCGCGGCAGCAGCACGGCCAGCGACGCGAGGAUGGGGGAGAGCCCGGCGCGCUGGAGAAGGGCGGCGGAGGCAGCGCAGGACUCGCGGGGCAUGGAGAGCAGCGCCAUGCUGCUGUCCCGGAGCGCCGGGGCCGAGCUGGGCCUCGCGGCCUACCCAGAGCCCGGCGAGCUGAGCUACACCCUGGAGAAAGGCUGGAGGAGCUCCGAGGGGUGCUUGGGAGCCGGUGCCCACCUGGGCUGCCCCUACCCGCGGGGCGCCAAGGACGGAGCGGAGCUGCCCCCGCUGCUGCCCCCUCGGAACGGGCAGCCCAAGGGCGGCUGGGGGGAGCCCUGCAAGGAGCCGCGCUGGGCCGAGGCCGUGCUGGCCCCGCUGGCGCUCUACAGCCACUCGUACCACCGCUACCACCCCCUGGCAGUGCCCGGCAAACCCCGCGAUGCGGCCGGAGACCCCUCGGCCUCCUUCCAGCACUGCCCUUUCCUCGUGGAGGCCAAGCACAGCCCCUUCCUGCUCUCCUCGCUGCUGCCCGGCGCUCCCCGCGCCGAGCCCGCGUUCGAGGGGCCGGGCCCGGUGGGGAACGGGCGCUUCGCCGGCCCGGAGUGGAGUCUGGGCUCCUACGGGCCCGCCUGGGGCCAGCCCCUCUACAUGGGGGUCCCGCCGAGGUGCAAGGCGGCUCUGCCCCCCUUCGACGGCUGCUGCAGCUCAGGGAACAAGGAGUUUUACGCCAAGAAAGGCGCCGGGUUCCUCGCCUCGAGCAAGAACCACGCGGCGCCGCCGCUGCUGGGCAGGGGCCAAGCGGGGCCGGAGCGGGCCGGGGAGGGGGAGCCGGCGCUGCCGGAGCUGCCGGGAGCCCCGUGGGGGGAUGGCAGGGCGGGGGGCAGCUCGGCGGUGCCCCCUCCCCAUCCCCAUCCCCAUCCCCGCACGCCGCCCCCCGGCUCCAGCCGCCCCCUGCUCCUCCUGCAGCCCGGCCCCUGGGUGGGCUCACGGCCGCACGGCGCUGAUUUUUCCAUGGACACGGGGCCAGGACGACCCUCAGAGCCCAAAGAUGCCCCCAAAGAGCCCAAUCCCUCGGCGGUGCUGGCGGACGGGCACUACCCCGCGGCUCUGGCCAAACCCGAACCCCCCCCGGGCUGUCUGUGCCCCACCCCGGGCUGCCAUGGGCGCCCGGGGGUGCCCAACCCCUUCGAGCCCGCCUCGGGGCGCUUUCCGUGCCCACCCAGCAACCACACCAAGCUGAAGAAGACGUGGCUGACGCGGCACUCGGAGCAGUCGCUGCCCCGCUCCAAAGCCCCGCGGCGGGACGGGGGUCCCGAGCCCCCCGGCGAGGGGAAGCGCUCGGCCAAACGCCCCCACGGCCCCGCCGAGGGUCCCCGCGCCGCCAGCGAGGGCGCGGCGGCGGCCAAAAGGGGCUCCAAGAGCACGGGGGACAGCGAGGAGAGGAGGAUGGAGCUGGGGGAGGAAGAGCCGCGGAACCGCCGGUGCCUGCAGAGCCUGCCCUGCACGGCGCUGCCCCCCAGCAUCCCCCGCUGCUGGGCCUGCGCCCCCCGCGGCCGGAGGGACCCCCGGGGUGAGGAGGAGGAGGAGGAGGAGGAGGAGGAGGAGCCCCCCGAGAGCAGCUGCAGGCUGCUGCACUUCCGCAGGUUCACCCUUGGGGACAACGGCGAGCUGAGCGUCGAUGGCCUCUGCAGCCUGGGGGACACCCAGGGGGACGUGGCCGACCCCGAUUGGGGUGUCAGGGAUGUGGGGGGCAGGAAUUUGGGGAGCAGGAGCGUGGGGAGCAGCGUCUGCCUGGCCAAGCACCUGCUGGGGGUCCUGGGGGACCCGUUCUGUGCCGCCGUCCGCGGGGACAGGGACGCGUGGCCGGGAGGGCCCGAGGGGGUGCCGCGCUGGAGGCGGGCGGAAGGAGCCCCCCAGCUCUGUGACCGCUGCCAGCGCGGCUUCUUCAACUCGCACUGGAGCUGCGCCAGAUGUGGCUUCCAGCUGUGCCCCGAGUGCCACCGCAGCAGGCGGGAGGAGAGCGGCGCCGAGGAUCCGGCGCUGCCACCCGAGUGCGCCCCCGGGCGGGACCACCGCGUGUCGUCGCUGGUCCCCACGCAGUUCCUCCCCACAUGUGUCCUGACCCGGCUCUGGAAGCUCCUCCACGAGGUCCGGGCCAAGUUCGGCAUCGAGUCCCGCUGUCCGUGCGGGGAGGGGGCGGCGGAACAGAGCCUGGAGCAGCCCCCGGGCAGGCAGGAUGCCCACGGCCCCCGGGUGUUCCAGGAGCCGCCGGUGCCCGCCGUGCCCGCCCGCAGCAGCCCCGAGCCCGCCCGGAAUAUCAAGGAAGAGAGCGCCGAGGAGGGGGCGCCGCCCGCGGGGCGGGGGGGGCCCGUGCAGAGCGCGACCCUGUGCGACCUGCUGGCAUCCACGGCCGUGAAGCUGUGCCUGGGGCACGACGGCGUGCGCAUGGCAUUCGCUCCCGUGGCACCGGCGCUGCCCAGCGACAACCGCCUGACGAGCAUCCUGGACAGCAUCAUCGCCCGCGUGGUGGAGAGGAAGCUCCAGGAGCGGCGGGCGGGGCCCGAGCUGAGCCCCCCCGGCCCCCCGGAGCCCCCCGGCUCCCACAGCGUGCUGGGCCCCGGCGGGCUCCUCUGGCUGCACCGGCCCGGCCCCGGCGGCGGCUACGGAGCGUUCCAGGAGCACUGGAGGCACGGCCAGCCCGUGCUGGUGUCAGGGCUGCAGAAGCGGCUGCAGCCGCGGCUCUGGGCGCCCGAAUCCUUCCAGCCCGCGGGGCAGGAGGAGGAGGAGAAGGAGGAGGAGGAGGUGAAGGCCGUGAACCUGCGGGCGCCGCGGAGCCGGGUCCGGAUGAGCCGCCGGAGGUUUUGGGAUGGAUUUGCCGCCAGCGCAGCCGAGCGGGAGCGGGGCAGCGGGGACCUGCUGAAGCUGGAGCGUGGCUUUGGGGACACGGAGCUGAGCCGGGCCACCAACCUGCGGGCCAGCCUGCCCCUGCCCGAGUACUGCGGGGCCGGCGGCCGCCUCAACCUGGGCUCCUUCCUGCGGGGCCCGCGGGGCCGGCGGUGGCUGCGGCCGCGACUCUGCGUGGCCUACGCUGUGCCCCCUCAGGAGCAGAACGUGGGCACCAAACCCCUGACGGUGGAAGCGGCCGAUGCCAUCAGCGUCCUGGCACACGCGGUGCCCGCAGCGCGGGAGCCGCUGCUGCCCGCCGAGCUGGCCGAGCUGGAGGCGCCGCUGCGGGAGCGGCUUGGGGCGGGCGCGGUGCCCGGUGCCCUGUGGCACAUCUUCCGCGCCGAGGAUGCCCCGCGGAUCCGGGACUUCCUGCGCAAGGUGGCGCAGGAGCCGGGGCAGGAGGCGGUGGAGCCCCCCGGGUUCCACCUGGAGCCCCCCGGGUUCCACCUGGAGCCCCCCGGGCUGUACCUGGACCCCACCUUGCGGCGGCGGCUGCGGGACGAGUGCGGGGUUUGCGGCUGGAGCCUCCUGCAGCUGCCCGGGGACGCCGUGCUGGUCCCCGCCGGGGCCCCCCACCAGGUGCGGAGCCUGAGCGGCACCAUCAGCGUGGAGCAGCGAUUCCUGUCCCCGGAGAGCGCCGUGCGCCUCCGCAACCUCGGCACCGGGACCCCGCGGAGCCUCCGCGCCCAGCUGGAUGGGAUGAUCAUCGCGGCCGUGCGGGAGGCGCUGGGGGUGCUGCGGGGCUGCCAGUGAGGGCUCGGAGCGACCGGAGGGCACCGGGAGCCUCGGGAACAACCGGGACACCUCCGGGAGCCUCGGG